Pestalotiopsis fici W106-1 is the source of this 819-nucleotide messenger RNA. RefSeq lists its product as uncharacterized. Lineage: Eukaryota; Fungi; Ascomycota; Sordariomycetes; Amphisphaeriales; Sporocadaceae. The record is from RefSeq and is a predicted model, not a curated record. The coding region runs from base 1 to 819 and encodes 272 amino acids. The transcript has a single exon.
AUGUCCACAAGCAACGCAAGCUGGUGGACUCCACCAACAGCUUCUCUACCGCCUAUGGAUGGGGAUGGUGCGUUCGACCGGCCCCAACGGCCACAAGAGACACGAAUGAUUCUGAACAAUGUCUCACCCAUAGUUACUUCAAGCGUCAUCUUCCCGCCACAGCCUCCGAGUGCUGCUGGGGCCGGUUUUGAAAGUGGAAUCCUAACCGUCAAGCUUCACUGCGCAUAUCGAAUAAGACAGCCUUCAACCCCGGAGUUGACUGAUGAAAGGCCCAUCUACGCCUUAUUCGAUUGUGAAGGUUUUCAAUUAUCUGCUAGGGCCGCCUGGUGGGGUGGCAAGAGAGGGAACGCUUUGUGGGCAGACACUUUCCACUUUGACGUUACCACGUGUCCCGACUUGGUGAUCCAUUUCUCUGCCAGAAACGAUAAUGCUCCGGUGGGACAACCUAUUGAGCCUCGUGGGUACAUCACAAUAAGCCCUCUUCCGGAUGGGUAUCCUGUAGGCAAACUGCUGGUGGAUAUUGAGGAUGGCACCGGCCAAGUGGAAGUCAUGGUCUCGUAUCAUCAGCAGAAAGUCCCGAAUUUGGAAGAUUGGAAUGCCUGGGAGUUUCGUGAAGUCAAGCAUGCCAACUUCGUUCAUGUCACGAGAAAGAAUACCGGCCGAAUAUAUGCCAUGACAGCGGUUCAACUAGGCACGGCCGGUAUUGCUUUGGUAUCUGAGAAGGCGAAAGGCCUUGGCCCCGGCAUAUGUCACCCUUUGUCGCACCUCUCAAGUUCGCUUUUAUAUCAGGCGAACAGCUUAGCCUCCUAUCGCCGCUAG